This is a messenger RNA of Saprolegnia diclina VS20, 527 nucleotides long. RefSeq lists its product as hypothetical. Gene Ontology annotation, biological process: cellular response to amino acid starvation; regulation of translation. Lineage: Eukaryota; Oomycota; Saprolegniomycetes; Saprolegniales; Saprolegniaceae. The record is from RefSeq and is a predicted model, not a curated record. Gene Ontology annotation, cellular component: cytosol. The transcript has 2 exons. The coding region runs from base 38 to 520 and encodes 160 amino acids. Gene Ontology annotation, molecular function: protein kinase regulator activity.
CAAGCGCUGCAGUCGAUGAAGUUUUUGCACUUGAUCGAUGCCCGUGCUUUUGCGCGGCUUGACGGACCGCAUCUCGGGUACAAAGAAGGCUGCACUUAUUUUCGACAACAUGUGCUCGAUGGUCAACGACGCCAAGGACCUCGCGCCGCACCUCGACACUAUCUGCAUGCAGACGCUGCUGCUCGACUCGAUUCCUGAGUGCCGCACGGUUGCGUCCAAAGCCCGUGGUAUGCUCGUCAAGGGCCAAAGCCACUUCCCGCACCUCGUGCCACGGGCAGCAUGCCAUAAAGCGUUUGAUGUCUUCCACAAGAGCAUGGGCUACCGGUCGAUCGACGAGCUCAUUCCCAUUCCACGCCUCCUCAAGCGUAUCAUGUCGGUCAAAUCGCGCGCGGUGCUUCCGUACCUCGCACCGCACCUGCUCACGACGCCAACGGCCUUGACCAAAGUCCAAGUGAUCAUGUCCGUCUCGGGUGCAGUGCUGCAUCGCGAUAUGGACUGCCUCUGCAAAUCAGCACGUUGAACCUCUC